AUGGAUAUAAGUGGUGAUAUCUCAGUUCCAAGUGGUGAAAGUCCAAUUGAGGCCACUUCUCUGGACACAUUGGAUAUAAGCGGUAGUGGUGAUACUCAUGCAAAUUUGGAGUCACCUUCACCUCGAUCUAGCUCUCAUGUAACUGUUAACAAAUUAUCUUCUCAGGCCGAUCCUUUCAUCAAAACUCAGCAUAGAGCAGGAAUCAUGGCAGCCGUUAACAGUGUUCAGGUUAUGGCAUUUCUUCUGUGCGGAAUGUUUCUAUCUGGUGUCCCAAUGUUUCCAGCAAUUGGGGCAUGUCCACAAUAUUGCUAUGACGUAGAAUCCAUGACUUGCAAUGGCACAGACAAUCAACCGCGUUGCAACUGUUGCCUGGCCGGAAAGGGCUGCACCCUUCACCUUGCUAAUGGAGUGUCAAUAUAUUGUUAA
Messenger RNA from Fraxinus pennsylvanica, 426 nucleotides. Lineage: Eukaryota; Viridiplantae; Streptophyta; Magnoliopsida; Lamiales; Oleaceae. The record is from the annotation of a GenBank genome assembly.